AAAGGACCGCAAGGCCCCUGUCUGACUAUGCCUUUUUGGAAGAUGGGGCUGUGUAGGAAGUCGUAUUAUUCCCUGCGUUCAUGAAUAAAACUAAAAUAGCGUUUCGCGUUGCUCAGUUUCAGGAAGCGAUCGGCAAGGAUCGACAUCUUUUUAUAUACUCUACACCUGCUCGCUCACCGCGCAUCCUCUCCAUCCUCGAUUUUGUUUUCAUACUUCAAACGUCCUCGCGAUCCAUUACCAACAUGACCACUGUUUCACCCCCGAGAACAUCAUCAUCUACCACUGCAUCAAAUCCAGAUGCUGACAAAGCGAUACGAAAUGGCGCUAUCGCUGGAGGUGUCGUGGGCGGCCUGGCAGUCAUUGGCAUUGUCGUCAUCGUGCUAUACUGGAUUCGACGACGCAAUCCAAGGCCCGUGAAAGAAUCAACGAAGCAUGUCGACGAUGUGGAAAGGGCAUUUCCAACCGCAGCUCCAAGCGAGUAUCAAUAUCACGCGGCGGUACCGGAGAUGGAGCAACCAGCACGCCUUCCACCGAGUUUCCGGCCACAAGAAGUCCCAGGGGGAGUCAAUCAGGUGUAUGAGCUACCGGUUGUGCAUAAGUGAAGAGGGACACCACUGAAGUAGAAAAGUGUACGCAUGUAGGCAGAGAAGGAGAAGACGCGCAUAACUCGAUCGAUGACAGCAACACCUUGGAGCGCUUGAAGCUAUGGGAUUGAGAGGUCGAUAUGGAUCCUCGAACAGUUACGCAGCGAGCGGCACUGUCUUGAGCGGAAGUUAUCCGAGCAUUAGUGUGGACCAUGGGCGUGCAAAGCAGCAUUUGAAUAGCUACUACAGCUCCAGGACCCAACAAGAAGGAAACAGGGGGACUAAAGCAACAUUAUACACUCACUCCCCCGCCUCCUGAACCUGGGAAACGAAUAUCGUUGAUACAGAGGUUGGAAUCUCCAGUCACAUAUACUAGCUUGGAGAGGAGUAAAGUUGUUCGUU
Messenger RNA from Cucurbitaria berberidis CBS 394.84, 986 nucleotides. RefSeq lists its product as uncharacterized. The transcript has a single exon. The record is from RefSeq and is a predicted model, not a curated record. NCBI's taxonomy places the organism in Eukaryota, Fungi, Ascomycota, Dothideomycetes, Pleosporales, Cucurbitariaceae. Bases 81 to 602 code for a protein of 173 amino acids.